Messenger RNA from Rosa rugosa (rugosa rose), 2782 nucleotides. RefSeq names its product electron transfer flavoprotein-ubiquinone oxidoreductase, mitochondrial. NCBI's taxonomy places the organism in Eukaryota, Viridiplantae, Streptophyta, Magnoliopsida, Rosales, Rosaceae. Gene Ontology annotation, cellular component: mitochondrial inner membrane. The transcript has 18 exons. Gene Ontology annotation, molecular function: electron-transferring-flavoprotein dehydrogenase activity; iron-sulfur cluster binding. Bases 828 to 2642 code for a protein of 604 amino acids. The record is from RefSeq and is a predicted model, not a curated record. Gene Ontology annotation, biological process: electron transport chain.
GAAAACCAAUUGACCCUUUACAAAUUGUUCGGAGUCUGGCAUGUCUUUCUUCUCAAUCAAUUAAGUCUCUCUUCUUCCACACAGAUUUCCUCUCUCAAAUUAUAACAUUGCAAUCCCAUUCCUCCAAAGAAACUGGCGACACCCAGACCUCAAAGCCCUCAGCCUCUAUCUCAAAUCACCCAGACCUUCAAGACCUCCUUCUUCCUCUUCAAGAAGCUCAAGAGGACAGUCAAAGAAAGAUUUCCCAGAGCUUCUGACGCCGAGAUCGAUGCUCUACUCCCACACAAGGUCACUCUUUGUUCUUCUCUAAUAAAUAAAUUCAUAACGAUGAUUAUCAUGGACUUGCUUUGCAUUUCCCCAGCCGCUAAUGGUUUCACUAUGAUUCUGGUUCUGGGUUCUGGGAUCAUUCCGGGAAUCAUCUCUUACAAAAUUUCAUGAUUUUUGACUUGGAAUUAGUCUAGUUUUCCAUCACUGUAGCAUUUGAAAUUGCUCCCCUUUCUAGUGCUCUCCACAGCUUCAGUUUGCUGCUAUUCCUCUAAUAAUGGCUGCUUAUCAAUCUCUUUUGAGGACUUAAUCAAUUUGGGUUGAGGUGGAUGUCGCGAUGAGGUUGGGAGUGGGUGGCGAUGAACGAUAACCAAAGAAGAGGACAGAGAGACUGAGAGACUCUCUCACCCUAUAGAGACUGUGUGUCCCAUUGUUUAGACUCCCAACAUACUUUUAAUAAAAAGAAAAUGUCAAUAGAGGGGAAAAGCACAUGAGCCGUUGGAUGUGACUUUUAUACACGUGGCAUGUCAGGAUUCAAAGCUUAGGCAAAAAUAAAUAGAAUAAUGCUCCUCUCCCAUCAGAUAAAAAGAAAAACCAGAUGCUUUUGUCCCAUCAGAGAGGUCAUCAUGUCGAUCAUGCUGAGGCAUAUCCUGAAACGAAAUUCGAAUUCGUACAUUGGGCGGCUGGCUUCGGCUUCCGCGUCUGGACGGCUAUUCUCGUGGAGGAGGAGGAGGAGGACUUUCUGCAGUGAACCGCAGAGAGAGUCUAUUCAAUACGACGUCGUGAUCGUUGGGGCGGGACCGGCUGGUUUAUCGGCGGCGAUUAGGUUCAAACAAUUGUGCCGUGAAAAUGAUACUGAUUUAUCAGUCUGCGUUGUGGAGAAAGGAGCUGAAGUCGGUGCUCACAUUAUUUCUGGUAAUGUCUUUGAACCCCGGGCUCUGGAUGAACUUAUCCCACAAUGGAGACAGGAAGAGUCACCCAUCACCGUCCCUGUUUCUUCUGACAAGUUUUUGUUACUUACAAAGAAUCAUGCAUUUUCGCUGCCUUGUCCUUUUAAUAACAGAGGAAACUAUGUCAUAAGUUUAAGUCAGUUAGUACGAUGGAUGGGAGUGAAGGCAGAAGAAUUGGGAGUAGAAAUAUAUCCAGGCUUUGCUGCUAGUGAGAUAUUAUAUGAUUCAAAUGACACUGUUGUUGGCAUUCGAACUAAUGAUAUGGGAAUAUCCAAAGAUGGUUCAAAGAAGGAAAAUUUUCAACCUGGCAUAGAAUUGAAAGGGCGGGUCACACUUCUAGCUGAAGGGUGUCGAGGAUCAUUGUCAGAGAAAAUAAUGGAUAAAUACAACUUGAGAGAGAAGGGGCAUGCUCAGCAUCAGACUUAUGCUUUGGGAAUCAAAGAGGUUUGGGAAAUUGAUGAGAGAAAACACAAACCAGGUGCUGUGAUUCACACGCUUGGUUGGCCCUUGGAUCAGAAGACAUAUGGAGGUUCAUUUCUGUACCACAUGAAAGAUAGACAGAUUUCUAUUGGCUUUGUGGUUGCUUUGAAUUAUCAAAACCCUUUCUUAAGUCCAUAUGAAGAAUUCCAGAAAUUAAAGCAUCAUCCUGCAAUCAAGCCACUGCUAGAGGGUGGGACUGUUCUUCAAUAUGGUGCUCGCACCUUGAAUGAAGGUGGCUUUCAGUCUAUCCCAUAUCCAGCUUUCCCUGGAGGAGCAGUUAUUGGAUGCUCUGCUGGCUUUUUAAAUGUACCAAAAAUUAAGGGAACACAUACUGCAAUGAAAUCAGGCAUGCUAGCUGCGGAAGCAUCGUUUGGUGUUCUUCAUAAAGGCUCAAGUAUGGAAAAAUACUGGGAUGCUUUAAGGAGUUCGUGGAUAUGGGAAGAAUUAUAUAGAGCACGGAACUUCCGACCGGCAUUUGAGUAUGGACUUAUUCCUGGCUUGGCCAUAAGUGCGUUAGAACACUACAUAAUGAAAGGGAGAGCUGCCUUAACGCUGAAGCAUGGAAAACCUGAUAAUGAAGCAACAAAUGUUGCAGAGUUCCACUGUCCAAUUAAAUAUCCAAAGCCAGAUGGGGUUUUAUCUUUUGAUAUUCCAACCUCCCUACACAGGAGCAAUACAAAUCAUGAGCAUGACCAACCAGCUCACCUUCGGUUGAAGGACCCGAAGAAGCCUGAACUUGUCAACUUGCCAGUGUAUGCUGGUCCUGAGUCACGAUAUUGUCCUGCACGUGUUUACGAGUAUAACCCUGAUGAAACGGGUCAGCUGAAGUUGCAGAUCAACGCUCAGAAUUGCUUACAUUGCAAGGCUUGCGAUAUCAAAGACCCUAAGCAAAACAUACAGUGGACUGCGCCAGAAGGAGGUGGUGGUCCAGGCUAUUCAAUAAUGUAGAAGAAGCACUGUUUUUGUAAAUUUUUUCACUUUCUACAAAACAAUCAAGGGGUCAUGAUUCAUACAGUUUGUUGUGGAAUUUACAAUAUUCUUACUUCUGGUCCCAUAUAAAUAGAAUCAAAUGCAUCACGUUUUUUGCA